Talaromyces rugulosus is the source of this 1458-nucleotide messenger RNA. RefSeq lists its product as uncharacterized. Gene Ontology annotation, biological process: positive regulation of GTPase activity; Ras protein signal transduction. The record is from RefSeq and is a predicted model, not a curated record. Gene Ontology annotation, cellular component: plasma membrane. Gene Ontology annotation, molecular function: guanyl-nucleotide exchange factor activity. Lineage: Eukaryota; Fungi; Ascomycota; Eurotiomycetes; Eurotiales; Trichocomaceae. The coding region runs from base 1 to 1458 and encodes 485 amino acids. The transcript is spliced from 3 exons.
AUGGACCGAGAGCGCCCCCCCUCGAGCGACGUUUCGCUAGUUGCAAGCAGCGCUACGGGAGACUCUUUCAUGGACGAAGGUAUAUGGUUCUUGCAGCCAGAUCACCAAGAUGAAAUCCAAAUCGAACUGGACGAUGCGCGCGGCGUCCCCACGGUCAAAGGAGGCACAGCAGGCGGGUUAGUGGCACACUUGACGCGCCAUGACAAGCUGGAUGGCGCGUUCAACCACAUGUUUCUUCUCACAUAUCGCUCCUUUAUGACGAGCGCCCAGCUGUUCCAAAUGCUUAUGGAGCGCUUCUAUAUUCAGCCCCCGGGCGGACUGACCCAGGCUGAGUACCAGAUAUGGCUCUCUCAGAAAAAGAAGAUCACGCAAGUUCGAGUGAUAAAUGUGCUCAAGCGCUGGCUGGAGAAUUUCUGGACAGAGCCCGAUGACCAAGAUACCAACAAUCUCCUUCGUAAGAUCCACGAAUUUACACUAGACUCAAUUCCUGCCCUGAGGAGCUCGGUGUCGCACGGACUGGUCGCCGUUAUUGAACAGCGACUCCAGGGAGAUCGACGGUCAAAAAUCCGCCAGCGCGUUUCAAUACAGGGUGCGAUCUCUCCCCCACCGGUGCUUCCGAAGAAAACGAAGAAAAUCAAAUUCCUGGAUAUCAACCCGACUGAGAUAGCCCGUCAAUUAACUCUACUUGAGUCCGAACUAUAUAACGAGAUACGGCUGGAAGAGUGCUUAAACAAAGCAUGGCAGAAGAAAACAACGAACUCUGGGGACGUGGAACUAGCACCGAAUAUCAGAUCCAUGAUUCGACAUUCGAACCAGCUGGCUAAUUGGGUCGGAGAGCUGAUUCUCGAGCAACCAGAAAUGAAAAAGCGUGUACGGGUAAUAAAGCAUUUUGUGGAGGUCUUAGAGGCUUGCUACGAGAUGAAAAACUAUUCCACGUCCAUAGCCAUUGUCUCCGGCCUUGGUACAGCACCGAUAUACCGGUUAGCUCGUACUUGGUCUCAAGUCAGCGAACGCUCCAUGGCUACUUUUGAACGGAUAAGAGGACUUGUGAAUAGCACAAAAAACUUCAAUGUGUACCGUGAGACUAUGAACGCUGCAGAGCCCCCCUGCGUUCCAUUCCUUGGAGUCUUUCUUAUGGAUUUGACCUUCAUUGAAGAUGGCAACCCAAGCCAGUCAUCAUUAGGCAUCAUAAAUUUCAGCAAGCGAGCCAAGGCAGCGGCGGUGAUCCAGGAUCUUCAACGAUAUCAGGCCUCCGAGUAUUCAUUUCAGCCGGUUCCGGAGCUACAGGAUUACCUAGUCAGUUGUGCACAGACAGCUGACGAUAUUAAUGACAAGCAUGAGCGGAGUUUGGAGCUCGAGCCACGAACACGCGCAGAAAACAAUGCUGGAGGCGCCCCAUACGUUUCCACUGGGAGCCACAUGGGCGCAAUCCUCAUGGCAAGCAUGGCUAUGGAGUAA